AUCGCACACGUGUGUAUAUGCAGGAAGAGAGAGCCCGCGAAGAAUACUACGAUUCAUUGGUUUGGAAAGCAAGGGUGGGGGAGAGAAAUUAGCUUCUUUCUUGUUUUGGGUAUAUGAGGACGACUCGUUUUUCAUCUUUUUCUACAUGCCCCUCUUCCUUUUCUUUUAACUUUUGCUUUUCUUUAAGGAUUUUUCCCUGACCCUUUUCAUGGAUCACAAAAAGGGUGCAUUGGACAAAGACUUCUUCACCGAGUAUGGAGAGGCAAACAGAUAUAAUCUUCAAGAAGUUGUAGGCAAAGGUAGUUAUGGUGUUGUUGGUGCUGCAACUGAUACCCAUACCGGGGAAAAGGUAGCAAUUAAGAAGAUCCUUGAUGUCUUUGAGCAUGUCUCUGAUGCCACUAGAAUUUUACGGGAGAUUAAGCUGCUUCGACUGCUCAAACAUCCAGAUAUUGUAGAAAUAAAGCAUAUUAUGCUGCCUCCUUCUCGUAGAGAGUUCAAGGACAUCUAUGUUGUUUUUGAAUUGAUGGAGUCUGAUCUUCAUCAAGUAAUCAAGGCAAAUGAUGAUCUUACACCUGAGCAUUAUCAGUUUUUCCUGUACCAACUUCUACGUGGCCUGAAGUAUAUACACACAGCCAAUGUGUUUCAUCGUGAUUUAAAGCCAAAGAAUAUCCUUGCUAAUGCUGACUGUAAGUUGAAGAUUUGUGAUUUUGGGCUUGCUCGUGUUUCAUUUAAUGACGCUCCAUCUGCUAUAUUCUGGACGGACUAUGUCGCAACUCGAUGGUAUCGUGCUCCAGAACUCUGUGGGUCUUUCUUCUCCAAGUAUACUCCUGCAAUAGACAUGUGGAGCAUUGGAUGCAUAUUUGCUGAGUUGCUUAAUGGAAAGCCGUUGUUUCCUGGCAAAAAUGUUGUACAUCAACUGGAUCUCAUGACUGAUUUGCUUGGCACUCCUCCCCCUGAAUCGAUUGCAAGGAUUCGUAAUGAAAAGGCUAGAAGAUAUUUGAGUAGUAUGCGCAAAAAACAGCCAGUUCCAUUUACACAGAAGUUCCCUAAUGUAGAUGCUUCAGCACUUCGGCUGCUAGAACGCUUAAUUGCCUUUGAUCCCAAAGAUCGACCAUCUGCUGAAGAGGCACUAGCAGAUCCUUACUUUCAGGGUUUGGCCAAUGUUGACAGAGAACCAUCUACUCGACCUAUAUCAAAACUGGAGUUUGAGUUUGAACGGAGGAAGUUGGCAAAAGAUGAUGUGAGAGAGCUUAUCUAUAGAGAGAUUCUGGAGUACCACCCACAAAUGCUUAAGGAGUAUCUUCGUGGUGGUGAACAGACUAAUUUCAUGUACCCAAGUGGUGUUGACCGGUUUAAGAGGCAGUUUGCUCAUCUUGAAGAUAAUCAUGGCAAAGGGGAUGGAAAAACUCCACUCUUGAGGCAGCAUGCUUCUUUGCCUAGGGAGAGAGUUUCUGCACCCAAAGAUGAAAAUAACACUGAAAAUAAUGAUCAAUCUGGGGAUUCAAACACACAGAAUAAGUCACACCAGAGCGACCAUAGCUUGUUAAAGAGUGCCAGUAUUAGUGGCUCGAAGUGUAUUGGAGUUCAACAAAGAACAGAUACAGCAGAAGAAGCAAUUGCCGAGCAAUCUGAGGAUGCUGAUGGAUUGUCGCAAAAAGUUGCACAAGUUGUAUUAUAAUGCUAAGCUCUCAGAUAACCGCUAACCUCAGUUUCCCUCCAUUUCGCACAAUCAUUAGUCAUCACUGGAGGUUUAGAAUGACCGAAACAUACAUAUCCGUGAAGCAGCGAGAAUUUGUAUAUAUAAAUUGUGUCAGAAGAGUUUAGUCUAGAAGUAUCAAUGCCCAGCGGCCAGCAUCUUGUUUCAGGUUUAAAAAUCAACUCCAGGGACAGCUAUUGCUAUAUAUAUUAAUUAUUUUGUGUUCAGUUUACAAGUAAUAGGAAUUAAUAUUUACUUCACUUGUUAAUGUAUGUACUGGAGAAGCUAAAAUUAUAUUUUGCAAGUCAUGAUCUUUUGUCUA
Daucus carota subsp. sativus is the source of this 2018-nucleotide messenger RNA. RefSeq names its product mitogen-activated protein kinase 9. The record is from RefSeq and is a predicted model, not a curated record. Gene Ontology annotation, molecular function: MAP kinase activity; ATP binding. Gene Ontology annotation, biological process: protein phosphorylation; intracellular signal transduction. The transcript is spliced from 11 exons. Gene Ontology annotation, cellular component: cytoplasm; nucleus. Bases 209 to 1678 code for a protein of 489 amino acids. Lineage: Eukaryota; Viridiplantae; Streptophyta; Magnoliopsida; Apiales; Apiaceae.